AUGGAUGGGGAAAGCAAGGAAGCGUUGGUGGUGCUCAAAUACCUCAUAUGCCUUCUUUCCAUGGUGCUCAUCUUUAUUCGGCUCUUGCGCAUUCGGCGCAAGCGGUGCUCGGAAGCGCUCAAACAGAUGUCUUUUUCGAUUAGGCCCGACGGUCCAGCGUCGUUGGACCACGUUCAGAUCGAUAUUGAGGCCCUCGCACCUGUGACGCCUGCAUGGCAACGGCCGCCUAUUCUCGACAACAGCGAGUCAGACCACAGGCUCUCGCGCUUCAUUCAAGGCGAUAUUGAGACGACUAUCAAGGUGGUGUGCGAGGAAGAGACAGGUACAUGCUAA
Messenger RNA from Malassezia restricta, 333 nucleotides. RefSeq lists its product as uncharacterized. NCBI's taxonomy places the organism in Eukaryota, Fungi, Basidiomycota, Malasseziomycetes, Malasseziales, Malasseziaceae. The record is from RefSeq and is a predicted model, not a curated record. The coding region runs from base 1 to 333 and encodes 110 amino acids. The transcript has a single exon.